Molecule: messenger RNA, 4917 nt
Organism: Molossus molossus (Pallas's mastiff bat)
Lineage: Eukaryota; Metazoa; Chordata; Mammalia; Chiroptera; Molossidae
Gene: AKT3
Product: AKT serine/threonine kinase 3
Exons: 14
Coding region: 133-1572 (479 amino acids)
Biological process (GO): protein phosphorylation
Molecular function (GO): protein serine/threonine kinase activity; ATP binding
Source: RefSeq, a predicted model, not a curated record
CCGCCGCCGCCGCCUUUGCAGGCUGAGUCAUCACUAGAGAGUGGGAAGGGCAGCAGCGGCAGAGAAUCCAAACCCCAAAGCUGAUAUCACAAAGUACCAUUUCUCCAAGUUGGGGGCUAGAGGGGAGCCAUCAUGAGCGAUGUUACCAUUGUGAAAGAAGGUUGGGUUCAGAAGAGGGGAGAAUAUAUAAAAAACUGGAGGCCAAGAUACUUCCUUUUGAAGACAGAUGGCUCAUUCAUAGGCUACAAAGAGAAACCUCAAGAUGUGGAUUUACCUUAUCCCCUCAACAACUUCUCCGUGGCAAAAUGCCAGUUAAUGAAAACAGAGCGACCAAAGCCAAACACAUUUAUCAUCAGAUGUCUCCAGUGGACCACUGUUAUAGAGAGAACAUUUCAUGUAGAUACUCCAGAGGAAAGGGAAGAAUGGACAGAAGCUAUUCAGGCUGUAGCAGACAGACUUCAGAGGCAAGAAGAGGAGAGAAUGAAUUGCAGUCCGACUUCACAAAUUGAUAAUAUAGGGGAGGAAGAGAUGGAUGCGUCUACAACCCAUCAUAAAAGAAAGACAAUGAAUGAUUUUGACUAUUUGAAACUACUAGGUAAAGGCACCUUUGGGAAAGUUAUUUUGGUUCGAGAGAAGGCGAGUGGCAAGUAUUAUGCUAUGAAGAUUCUGAAGAAAGAAGUUAUUAUUGCAAAGGAUGAAGUGGCACACACGCUCACAGAAAGCAGAGUAUUAAAGAACACGAGACAUCCCUUUUUAACAUCCUUGAAAUAUUCCUUCCAGACAAAAGACCGUUUGUGUUUUGUGAUGGAAUAUGUUAAUGGGGGCGAGCUGUUUUUCCAUUUGUCGAGAGAGCGGGUGUUCUCGGAGGACCGCACACGUUUCUAUGGUGCAGAAAUCGUCUCUGCCUUGGACUACCUGCAUUCCGGGAAGAUUGUGUACCGUGAUCUCAAGUUGGAGAAUUUGAUGCUGGAUAAAGAUGGCCACAUAAAAAUUACGGAUUUUGGACUUUGCAAAGAAGGGAUCACAGAUGCAGCCACCAUGAAGACGUUCUGUGGAACGCCCGAGUACCUGGCCCCAGAGGUGUUAGAAGAUAAUGACUAUGGCCGAGCCGUGGAUUGGUGGGGCCUGGGGGUCGUCAUGUACGAAAUGAUGUGUGGGAGGCUACCUUUCUACAACCAGGAUCACGAGAAACUUUUUGAACUAAUACUAAUGGAAGACAUUAAAUUUCCUCGAACACUCUCUUCAGAUGCAAAAUCGUUGCUAUCAGGGCUCUUGAUAAAGGAUCCAAAUAAACGCCUUGGUGGAGGACCAGAUGAUGCAAAAGAAAUUAUGAGACACAGUUUCUUCUCUGGAGUAAACUGGCAAGAUGUAUAUGAUAAAAAGCUUGUACCUCCUUUUAAGCCUCAAGUAACAUCUGAGACAGAUACCAGAUAUUUUGAUGAAGAAUUUACAGCUCAGACUAUUACAAUAACACCACCUGAAAAAUAUGACGAGGACGGCAUGGACGGCAUGGACAACGAGCGGCGGCCGCACUUCCCGCAGUUCUCCUACUCCGCCAGUGGGCGCGAAUAGUCUCACUCGCUGCUUCUCCGCCACCCAGACUUGUUCCCGAACACGGCUCCCGGACAGCAGACCAGCCCCGGCUCUCACGGACAGCAGGGCGCCUGCAGACAUCCCAGACCGACCCCAGGUCUUCACCCCGCCACCUCUCACACACCCGAGAACACACAUACACGCAGAUACACUCGACUUUUUGUUUUGCAUGAAAUUGUAUCUCAGUCUAAGGUCUCAUGCUGUUGCUGCUACUGUCUUACUAUUAUAGCAACUUUAAGAGGUGAUUUUACAAUCUUGGGAAGUCAUGAGCCCACCAUGGUUCAUCUGUGCACCAGUUUCUCAUCUUCUGAUCUUUCAGUUUCUGUUUUUCUCUAACAGUGAAGGAUAAAUGAGAUACACUGAUUCUAGGUACAUUUUUUAACUUUCUAGAAGAUAAAUCUAAAACUAAUUAGACUAAGAAGAUUUGGUUUAUAACUCAGAACAAGCAGUUGUGGAAGGGCGGGGAUGUGCGUAUGCAGAUUUCAGUGACGCGUCAGGUCCGUGCGCAGGGUGGGCCCGUCUCCCCCGGAUCUGGCUGGAGUUCACUAGGAAGCGUUUCCGAAGGACUGAACUGUUGAGGUGUGUAUCUAUCUCAAUAUAUGUGUGUAAAUUCCUGUUGGAUCCUGCAGAGGAAGCUGGUGUUACACUUGGACAUCUAGACCUCACGGGCAGUCGUGGGCAAAGGGACAUCGCCCUACGAGGAAGGAAGCAUAUGCACAGCUGAGUCAAGGUCAUUUCAAGGUCUGUGAUAGGAUCUGCACCAGAGAGCAUUUUUUUCCCUGUGCUUGGAAAUCUUUUUUUCCAUUAUAAUGUUUAUCGCCUCUGAUGGCUGAAGAAUGUAGACAGGUAUAAUGAUCUGCUUUUCACCAAAAUUUGUACACCAAGGUGAACAGGUGUUUGCCAUACUUGUUUUAAUUUUUCAUUUCAGUUCUACGUGAGUUAGCUUUUUCUCGGAUGUUAAAACGUUGAAUGUCCUUUUACGAUUUUGUUUAUAUUGCAGUAGUAUUUAUUUUUUAGUGAUGAGAAUUGUAUGUCAUGUCAGCAAAUGCAGCGCCAACUUACAUAAAAUAGACGCACUGCAGUUUAUUGUGACCCACGUGCAAGGAAUGUACACGCCGCCGAGAUUCAUGCACUUUUUCUCCUUUGUGAAAACAUUCUGAUGAGGCUCUGAAAUUGUACAUAGUGGUUAGAAUUUGGUUUUGGGAGAAGAUAUGCUGUCUUCUAACCCCUUGGUGCUAAAAUGAGAAAAUCCCUAAGUACCCAUGCCAAGGGGUUAAUGAAACACAUGGGUGUUGAUGUUUGCUCAUUUGAGAAUUGAGGUGUUCUGACGGCAACAUAAUGAAAUGAGGAAAAUUGAGACCUGAGGGAUGAUAAAUGAACCUACUUAGCAAAAUGAACACAUCUCAAGUAUUUAGUGCAAGAUGAGAACCUGGUGUGUUUAUUCUGAUUCUGGUACAUUUAUCACUGAAUUAAGCCAUCAGGGAAACAAAACGAAACAAAAAAAGAACACCUCCAACUUUUCUUUUUCUGUAUAUACUCAUGUCCCCAAGUUCCAACAUUUCUCACUGAAAGGGGACAUGUAUGCAGACCUCAUCUUUCUCCUUCACUGAUGACGAUCUUCAGAUUAAACCUUUGGUGCUAGGAGCUGACAUUUUCCAAAGCAGCCUGUGAAACCCAGGGGGCGGCUCCGCGGAGUGAUGUGGAGACGUACUUUAGGUAAAUAACCGACAGCUCCCAACGGAAGACCACGGUGUGACGUGGUGUCGUGGCCGCGUGGGACGGCAGAGCAAGUGACCUUGAGCAGGAUGAUCAUACCCAAUGCAGAUGUCUUAGCCUCUCGACGCGAUAGCGUGGACUUAGACAAAUCACUGCUGGCAGUGGCUGGGCCACUGGACUGCGGGGGCUACAGGGCAUUUUACUGAGGCAGCUAAGACACACUCAGACCUAGAUUUCACCCUAAUGUUUCCUAUUUCUGCCCGAGCGAAGUUCACCUUCAGAGGCGAGCAGGAAGGUGCAUAGGUGGUAGUUCACUCACUCACACAUUGCUCAGCUUGUUUUGUUCACUCGGAAGGACGUGGAGUGUUUCACAUUGACGAGAAUGUAGACGGAGGGUAUGUCUUGUCAGUUGUCUUGCAUCCAUUUGAUGAAGGAAACAGGUGAGAGGAGGAGAGAGCUGGACGGGCUGCUCCCGGCACGGGUUCCAGCGGGAGGUGUGACUCCAGACACUGAGCACAUCUGUAGCUUUCUUGUUUGUGUGUUUGCUUUCCAAACCUCAAGGUGAUUUCCAUGACCUUGGCCAAGGAUGCAUCCUGGAGACGGAUGGCAGCAGAGACAGUGCCCCAGGCUGGCCGCUCCUACAGCUGCGCUGAGUCCCCAGCCUGCGCUCGGGCGCCGCCUCUCACCCCCAGGGCUCCGGUAGAGUCACACCAGGUGUUUUCUUGGCUUCGGUUUCGGGACUCAUCCCGUCCUGUCCCAGGUGGCAGUCAGCUGGCGUGGAGGCUGACAGCAGUGCAUUGGAGGGGAUCCCUAAAACUCCCCGUGUCUGCCUGCAGCGGUAGUGCGGGUUCGGCAGGUGGAGAGGCCUGCACCCCGGGAUGGCCCGAUCAGCACGCAGGGCAGAGGGGGCGGACUCCGCUCCAGCUGCGCGCUGGCCUUGGCUGUCUUGAAGGCGCUUGGCCGUUUCUGCGUGGAGUGCUGGCAGGGUUGCUCACGGCUUUGCUUUCCUCACUAACUCCGUAGUGUUGUCCCGGUCCUCUCUUCCAUUGCCCUACCUGAUUUCCGGCUUCUUAAAGCUGACUGUUCUCGCGAGGGCCCCUUGCUCCUCCUCGGGGACACGAGUGGGCCUUCCUUCCUAGCUGCAGGUCUGCAUAUCACACCUCAGUGUACACACUUUGCUGCUACUGUUUGUACUGUCCCAGUAGACUCCUCAUCUGGCUCCUGGUAGUGCAUUACAGGCGAGCAUGGAAUGUAAAGUAUUUAUUUAAAUAAAAAGAAAACCUCUGAAUUGGUAAUUGAAUUACCUCCCUGUAGCUUUAUAGUUUCUUGACCUUGCUAGUUCUUUCAUUAGAUCCACACGAGAUCUAGUCAUCUGGUUAAGGAUUUUAAGCAGACGCAACUAUGAACCCAAGAAACUGUAUUACUAUUACUGUUGGUCAUACUAAAACUGUUUAUUUCCUCAAGUAUAUGACCCACAAGGAUGUGAAAUAACGACAGAAACUGUUUUUGUACACUGUACAUCCUUAGUAUUUUUACACGUAUCUGAUGGGGUGCCCGUUCCCUCCCUUCGUACAGACAGCUUAAAUAAAGCUCUGUGUCAAUCUGCUA